AUGUCCUCGGAUCCGGUGGCAAUGAUCAACUUCCUGCCCAGCCAAUUCUGCCCGUUCUGGUCAAUCUCGUUCCAGGCGGAUCGUUCUAUAGCGGUUUUCGACCUCCCCUUCGGGCUUGCGCCAGAAGUCAAUGGGGUCUUUGUGGUCCCACGCGGGAAAGAGGUAAAUCUUGAAACCGACGGGCCAGGGCGAGGGUGCGGAUGUCGUGCUGGAGUGCUCCGGGGCGGAGCCGUGCGUGCAGCUGGGGAUCUACGCCGCCCGUCGGGGGCCACGUUGGUGCAGGCAGGGAUGGGCAAGGAGGUCAUCCAGUUUCCCAUCACGGCGGUCUGCACUCGCGGACUGACCAUCAAGGGCUCCAUCCGGUACCUGACCGGGUGCUACCCGGCCGCCAUUGAUCUGAUCGCGAAGGGCAAGAUCGACGUGAAGCCGUUGGUCACGAACCGCUUUCCGUUCGAAGAGUCGGAGAAGGCGUUUGAGCUGGUCAAGGCGGGAUGCCAGGAUGUGUUCAAGGUGAUGAUUGCCGGCUUUCCGUAGUCAUAUGCCAGAUUGAAGUCAAUGAUGAUGCGUUUCCUUCUAUGUUCGGCAUCAUAUCAUUUCUAGUAGAAGUGUUUCUGUCGACAUGCAGAAAUGGAGUAUCUGAUCACGCCUGAAAAUUCAUUUCUAGCCGUCGUUCUCAGGCCUGAGUUUCUAGGUACAACCAAAGAUCUCACUGAUAUAAGCGCUUGAAGUGUCAGGACCUGGAGUGCUGCGUGUGAAUCAAACCCCCAGCACAUGUCGUACCGAGAAAGAACAUCAUCGGCCUACUCUGUCCGCAAUCUCGGAGCCUUGGGCACAAGUAGCCAACUAAUCCCGGUAGCGCACAGAAGCGCCAGCAACAUCGGCUGCAGGGCCUUGACGCCGGUAUGGACGGAGAUGAUCCCCGUCAGGACAGGGAAGAGCGAGCCGCCGACUUGGCCGA
This is a messenger RNA of Aspergillus heteromorphus CBS 117.55, 958 nucleotides long. RefSeq lists its product as uncharacterized. Lineage: Eukaryota; Fungi; Ascomycota; Eurotiomycetes; Eurotiales; Aspergillaceae. Gene Ontology annotation, molecular function: L-iditol 2-dehydrogenase (NAD+) activity. Gene Ontology annotation, biological process: D-sorbitol catabolic process. The record is from RefSeq and is a predicted model, not a curated record. The coding region runs from base 1 to 534 and encodes 177 amino acids. The transcript is spliced from 3 exons.